Molecule: messenger RNA, 5063 nt
Organism: Pseudopodoces humilis (Tibetan ground-tit)
Lineage: Eukaryota; Metazoa; Chordata; Aves; Passeriformes; Paridae
Gene: SESN3
Product: sestrin 3
Biological process (GO): regulation of response to reactive oxygen species; cellular response to leucine starvation; positive regulation of macroautophagy
Cellular component (GO): nucleus
Molecular function (GO): oxidoreductase activity, acting on peroxide as acceptor; L-leucine binding
Source: RefSeq, a predicted model, not a curated record
GCCGCCGCCGCUGCCGCCGCCGCCGCCGGGCAGUACCGGGUGUGCGGCAAUUGCCGGAAGGUGCCGAGACAGGAAAAGAGAGUACAAGUGUCCCCGCCGUUGACAAGAGGACCAAGUGCCUUUAUACCAGAGAACGAAGUUAUGCAAGCAAACGGUUUGGAUGAACGUACCAAUCUUCUUGUGGAAGAAUAUUCUACGUCUGGUCGCCUGGACAACAUCACACAGGUCAUGAGUAUCCACACUCAGUACCUGGAGUCCUUCCUCCGCAGCCAGUUCUAUAUGCUGCGCAUGGAUGGGCCCCUUCCUCUGCCCUACAGGCACUACAUUGCUAUCAUGGCUGCUGCCAGACAUCAGUGUUCCUACCUAAUAAAUAUGCACGUUGAUGAGUUUCUGAAGACUGGCGGGAUUGCAGAGUGGUUGAAUGGUUUAGAAUACAUUCCCCAAAGACUGAAAAACCUGAACGAAAUAAACAAACUUCUUGCACACCGGCCCUGGCUGAUCACGAAAGAGCACAUCCAGAAACUUGUCAAGACUGGGGAAAAUAAUUGGUCUCUUCCUGAACUGGUGCAUGCUGUUGUCCUGUUGGCACAUUAUCAUGCCUUGGCAAGUUUUGUAUUUGGUAGUGGCAUUAAUCCAGAGAGAGAUCCGGAUACAUCUAAUGGAGUCAGACUUAUAGCAGUCAACAACUUCUGUGUCUGUGAUCUUGCCAAUGACAACAACAUAGAAAAUGCAUCUCUCACAAGUAGCAACUUUGGGAUUGCAGAUUCUUUAAGUGAGCUGGAGGCCCUGAUGGAAAGGAUGAAGAGACUACAAGAAGAUAAAGAGGAUGAAGAAGCCUCUCAGGAAGAAAUGGCAACUCGCUUUGAGAAGGAAAAGAAGGAGAGCCUGCUAGUAAUUAGUGGAGCAUUUGAUGAUGAAAUAGUUUCUACAGAUGUCUCCCGUUAUGUUGAAGAUCCUGGGUUUGGGUACAAAGACUUUGCAAGGCGAGGAGAAGACCAUCUGCCAACAUUCAGAGCUCAGGACUAUACUUGGGAAAAUCAUGGCUUUUCCCUUGUAAACAGGCUUUAUUCUGAUAUUGGGCAUCUCCUGGAUGAGAAGUUUCGGAUGGUGUAUAACCUCACAUAUAACACUAUGGCAACACAUGAAGAUGUUGAUACAACUACGCUAAGAAGAGCUUUAUUUAACUAUGUCCACUGUAUGUAUGGAAUCAGGUAUGAUGACUAUGAUUAUGGAGAAGUUAAUCAGCUACUUGAACGCAGCCUGAAGGUUUACAUAAAGACAGUGACCUGCUACCCAGAGAGAACUACCAAGCGCAUGUACGAUAGUUACUGGCGCCAAUUCAAGCACUCGGAGAAGGUUCAUGUCAAUCUACUUCUGAUGGAAGCUCGGAUGCAAGCCGAACUUCUGUAUGCCCUUCGUGCCAUAACUCGUCACUUAACCUGAAGCACUCGCUGGCCAGGAGUACAGGGGCUUCUACUGAGUAUGUAAAGACCUUUCAAAAUAGAUACACACCAGAAGCUGUUUGUGAUGUAGCAUCAGGUUAUUCAAUUCUCUAGUGUCAAAGUUUAGCCGUGCUUCUUGGCGGCUGUAAUGUGCAAUGACGUGUUUUAUUUUCUUGAUGCUUAACAUUACUAAUGAUAACAAAAGUAACACUGAGGAGCGCUACUCUGCAUUGUUUCCGGCUGGAUUUCUGCACAGUGGUCAGGAUCCUGAAACUGGUUUUAUUGUAUCCAACCCUAGCGCUUUGUUCUUUAAGCACUGGAGUGAAGUGCUUAGAGACUUCUUUUUCCAAGCAAUCAUUUUUCAGAUGAGUGGAGUCCAGCAGAAGAUCAGUUCUGCCUGUCCUGAGAACGUCCCACCACGUCGUGACUCGCGACAGAGAUGCGCGGGCUGUGCCACAUCAAAUUGCCCACUGGAUUCUCCUGUGUGUCCUGGAGACUGCUGCCAGUCACUGUCUUACUACAGCAAUUGGAGGUGAUGCGAGAUGUGGAUGCAAGCAUCGAGCACACUUUAAUGUGAAAUUAAUCUUGGUAAAUCCUACAGCAUGCUACUGAAGUGCAAAAUUCAUCUGCUUUGUCGUGCCCCUUCACAAAGAGAAGAGGCCUCACAGUUUGCCAUUUCAGCCACACUUACUGUGUUUCAAUCAUGCAUAGUCUUGUUUUACUGACAGUCACCCUCAGUUGUCCUGACAAUAUCCAUGCUCAUCACGUGUUGCAAUUUGUUUAGUUGGCACCUAUAAAAUUAAUACACAGGCUGACCAAAAAUAGGGUUGUGGGGUUUUUUGCACUCUCUUCUUUAUCAAUGUUUUAACUAAGGAAAGUAAAGGAAGGCUAGUAUAUCUAUUCUUUCAUAUUGGAUGUAUAAAAAUUAUUUCCCAUAACUUUUUCAUAGCAUGAAAUUGUAAUAUUCAAAGUUUUAAAAGUUUCUAUGCAUUAGUGUGAGUGAACAAAAGAAAAGUGCAAUAUUUAGAAAGAAAGCAAGCUUUUUUCCCUGACAUGCCACUGCUAAAGUGUCCUUCUUAUAUAGCCAUAAAGAAAUUUUAAAACCAAAUUUCUUUAUUGUCUAGCAGUUUUGUUUUAGCUUUUAUGGCUUAAGACAACCUGAUACUCAGAUGCCAAAGCAUCCCCAAAACAAAGCAUUUUUGGACAACCAGUAAUAUUGGGGAAGGGAAGAAAUAAGCUGCCAAAAAUGUCACACUUUUGUGCUGUUUUCUGUUGCUUUUGACUAAUUUUUGAGAGCACAAAAUGUUGAUAUUUAUAGCUUUAUUUUGUAUUGCAUUUAAUGAACCAGUGAAGUGCCUAAAGAGAUGCUUAAACUUACCCAGUAGAACACCAGUUAACUGCUUCAACUUUUGUCUGUUGAUUUGGACUUUUCAUAUUUCUUUUGAGGAGGGUGACUUUUAUUUCUGUGAUAUAUAUUCAAAACUAACCGGACAGGUUUAUUUUUAAUGUUCUGUUGGAUUGUAGAAGUUAAUGCAGGACUUUUUUUCAUUGGUGAUUGCAGAACAGUUAGAAAAAAAAAAUACUACCAGUCAUAUUUCGACACUUUUCAUUUACAAAACCAUGGACCAGUACUCUACUAAAGUUAGUUUUCUCUUUUCUUCCCUCUUCCUGAUCCAUGCUUUGACUUUGCAUGUUGGUUUUUCUGCUUUAUCUGUCCGCUCCAGAUUGGAAAGCCCGAUGAUUGUACACUUUUCUGCACUUUCAGACUGCAGACUCUGCAUGUGAAAACCUUUUGAGGAAGAAAUCAGUAACUAUUUUUUUUUAAGUGUCAUUUGGCUAUUUAGAAAACUACCCAACAGACAGCACUGGUCUGUCUUGUAGAAAGCAUCAGGUAGAACAUCAGAUUUAUUUAUCUUGUAUAGCUAACUGCAAAGAUUUCUCAGAACUACUGAGAUGCUCAUAUGUGUGAACUUAGAUUUGCUUUCUAAAUUGUUGUGAUCCUUUCCCCCCUGCUUCUUGUGAUUGUGGUGGCCAUACCUAAUGGCUUCUGCUGAGAGAAGUUUUCAUGCAAUACUUUUGUUUUUCGGAGUGAUGGGAACUGUUCAGUACUGCUUUAAAUUUCUUUGCAUUGAAAAGUCAAGUAGUUUUCAAAGAAGCACAGUUGAGCUCUGGAAAGGAGGUGAAAUUAGAUUUGGGUAACUAAUAUGAUGGCUUCAUUUCUCCUCAGAAAUGCAAAGACUUCCGGAGUAGGUUGAGUUUUACAUUUGGAAACAUGAGUGCCUUUACUUCUUUCCUUAUGAAAUAUACUUGCCAGCUCAAAUGCCUUUAUGAACAAAGUGUACAUGAGCAGAUUUGAAAUACAGAAACCAUAAAUGGAUUGCUUCACAGAACUUGUAGUAAACCAGUGUUUUGUUUUGGUUUUUUAAGUGCCAUAUCAAGUCCCAUAUGGCCUGCAAGACAUUCCAUCAUAGGAAAUGUCAUUGUACAGCUAGUUUGGUAUUUCUCUUUUUUUUUUUUUUCCUUUAAUAUUAAAUGCAAACUUGAAACAUCUGGAAGUGUUUUCCAAGUGGCAUUUUUUUUCAAAGUAUUGCAUUUAUAGUGCAACAAUUUAUAACCUAGUUUUUAUACACAAAUUUGGGAUUUUUAAUAGCUGUUUGUUCAGAAUAGAUGUUUAAAGUCAGACAACACUACCAUACACUUUAUGCACGCUUUAGGUUCACACUGUGCCAACUUUUAAUGUGCAAGUGUUCUUGGAUUUAUUUUGCAUUUUUAAAGCACACAUGAAUGUGAAUCUUCACACCUUUUUCAUUAAUAUUUUUCUUAAGAGUACCAGAAUCAUUGGAAGUGUAGAUCCUCUCCCUUUGUGUUCCUUCAUUGGAAUUGGUAAUUACCAGCAUUCAUGUUAGUCUACAAAAUCCCAGCCGUGACCAACGUAAAAACAAAAUGUACAGUCUCCUGUCUACUGAAGAGAAAGCUUGAUAGGUACAAAUUAACCAGCUAGCACAGGGAGCACUGUGAGUAGGGAACAGAGCUUUUGAGCAUGGACAGCUUCUUAUCAUUGCAGAGUCACUUGAAAUGUGUGUUGCUGUAGAGUAUGUCCUUGCUGAGAUUGCUCUAUUUUUUUUGGUAAUGAAGAGAAGUGAAAAAGGUGCCAACUGGAGAAAGCAUUUGCAUUUCCCAGAACAUUCUACCCACAGCCAAACUUCAUGAGAGUAUCAUCAUACAAGAAUAGAAAUAAUUGUUAAAACAGAAAUAAUAAUUUUAAAUUUUGGUGCAGUUUGUGCAGAUAGCUACUACAGCUAGUGCUGUGGUGUCCUAUGAGAUUUUUGGUGAGCUGUAGAUGGAUUUAUUUUCAUCAAGGCUGAAUUGAAACAUAUAUCCUUUGUCCUAAAGCCUUCACUAAAACGAAAAUCACAGAAUCAUAGAAUUUGCUAAGUUGGAAAAGGCCCACAAGAAUCAUCAAGUCCAACUCCUGACCCUGCACAGGACAGGUCCGAGAGUGAUACCAUGUGCUUGAGAGCAUUGUCCAAACGCUUGUUGAACCCUGUCAGGCUUCCCUGGGGAGCCUGUUCCAGUGUCCAACCAUCCUCUGGGUGAAGAACCUUUUCCUGAUAUCCAACA